AUGUCGAGAGACAACCGCCAGAACGUGAAAUGGGUGGAGGGUGUACGCGGGGUCGCGUCGUUUCUAGUCGUUGUCACCCAUCUUUCAAGAGCCUGGGACUACCCGUUAUUCUGGCCGAGCGAUAGGGAAGGCGUGCCUCCUAGGUUACUCCAGCUACCCAUUUUGCGCCUACCAUGGCAAGGCCGCAUAGGAGUCAUGAUGUUCGCGUUCCUCACGGGUUAUGUGUGCGCGAUCAAGCCACUCCGCCAAAUCAAGUCCGGCAACACCUCAGGCGCUUUGACCACCAUCGCGAAAUCUGCGUUCCGGCGACCACCGCGGUUGGUCAUGCCCGCCACCAUUGCCCUCAUUAUUGCCUGGAUCGUGGCGCAACUGGAUGGUUUUGGAAUUGCUACGAGAUGUGACUCGGAUUGGCUGAGAGGCACCAGUGUGAAGCUGGACGGCGGCCUUGACGUCGAGAUUCCCCGGUUGUUCUACGAAUUCCAGAAGUCUUGGAUCACCGGCAUGCCCGCAUACGAUGAGCAUCAGUGGGCUCUGCUGCCGUUGCUGAAAGGGGCUUUCCUCGUCUAUGCUGUACUCUUCGCGACUUGCUUUAUGAAGACCCGCAUGCGCAUCUUCACAGUUUUUGUUCUGUGGGCGUGGUACUGGUGUAGUCCUCAGCUGAAGACCGAAAGCUUUGAAUGCAUGUUCCUCUGGGGCGUCCUGCUCAACGACAUCGGCGGCGAACCGGACUUCCGUGAAUGGGUUAACAGCCGUCCAAAGAUCCGACGAGCGGUCCAGUCAUUCCUAAUCAUCCUAGGACUCUACGUUGGCAGCUUUCCGGAAGGGCACGCCCAAUGGGCCGCAUGGUCUCGACAGCUCGACAGCCUGAACCCCUACCUCUUCCCCAUGGGGGCCGAUCCUACCAAGCGAUGGUCUUCGAUUGCAUUCCACCUGAUCGUCAUCGGAUUCUGGCUCUCCCCAUCCCUCCAAACGAUAUUCUCCAACAAGCUCUUCAUGUGGCUCGGUCGCAACAGUUUCGCGGUCUAUCUUACCCAUGGGACUCUGCUUCGAGUCGUUCUUGUCCGCUUCAUCUACGGGUUUUCUUCCGCCCCCUUUUCGGUGGAGCGUCCUGAGAAGGGAGAUCCGAUUUUCCACUGGAUCCCGCGGAGUCAGAACUGGUUCGUCUGGGCCGUUGCGAUUCCGGUCUGGUUCGCCAUUUUGUACACGGUAGCCCACCUCUGGACCACGUACGUCGACAGCUGGUGCGCGAAGGCAACAAAGUGGAUCGAGGAGACCAUGUUCGAGCAGGAGGAGAACGAGAAGCUCGGAGUGGCACAGCUUGCAUGA
Messenger RNA from Trematosphaeria pertusa, 1326 nucleotides. RefSeq lists its product as uncharacterized. The transcript has 3 exons. Gene Ontology annotation, molecular function: acyltransferase activity, transferring groups other than amino-acyl groups. The record is from RefSeq and is a predicted model, not a curated record. The coding region runs from base 1 to 1326 and encodes 441 amino acids. Lineage: Eukaryota; Fungi; Ascomycota; Dothideomycetes; Pleosporales; Trematosphaeriaceae. Gene Ontology annotation, biological process: polysaccharide biosynthetic process. Gene Ontology annotation, cellular component: membrane.